This is a messenger RNA of Lachancea dasiensis, 873 nucleotides long. The record is from the annotation of a GenBank genome assembly. Lineage: Eukaryota; Fungi; Ascomycota; Saccharomycetes; Saccharomycetales; Saccharomycetaceae.
AUGUCGAUUGUUGCCAUCAAAAAUGCAGUCGUGAGGCUACUUACAAAAGACUCAAGCGAUGCUCCUCUUCUUACCAGCAAUGCUUCGCAGGCGCCGGAAAACGGUGGCUAUUCGAGUACUAGCGAUGAAGAACGUGGGAAACUUGAGGACAAACGUGAAGAACGCAAAGGUGGUAUUCUUGGCUCCUGGGAUCCAAGGAUCAUGAGCGACCUUAUUAUUGGACUGAGUGAUGGUCUAACGGUACCGUUUGCUCUUACGGCCGGCCUUUCCUCCCUCGGCGAUGCUAAGUUAGUUAUCACCGGUGGCUUUGCCGAAUUAGUCUCGGGUGCAAUUUCCAUGGGUCUAGGAGGAUAUUUAGGUGCCAAAAGUGAAUCAGAUUAUUACCGCGCUGAAAUGAAAAAGGAGAAACGCAAAUUUUACAAUAACAUGAUAUUGAUCAACCGUGAAAUUGAGGAUAUUUUGCUCGAAAUCAACCCUAAUUUUACGGACGAGACCAUCGUGUCCUUCAUUAAAGAUCUACAGAGGUCACCAGAACUAAUGGUCGAUUUCAUUAUUAGAUAUGGCCGCGGCCUGGACGAGCCUGCAGAUAAUCGUCAAUUGGUAAGCGCUUUAACUAUUGGAGGUGGUUACCUGGCAGGUGGGUUUGUACCCCUAAUCCCUUACUUCUUCGUCGAGCAAGUAGGUUCCGGUUUGAUCAUAUCUAUAAUACUGAUGUCGAUAACGCUUUUCUGGUUUGGUUAUGUUAAGGCUGCAAUCUCCAUGAGUGACAGCUGUUCAACAAGAAGAAAGGUUGGCGAAGGUUUGCAAAUGGUCGUUGUUGGGGGUAUGGCUGCAGGCGCUGCUUGGUUCAUGGUAAGAAUUAUAGAUCAAUGA